AGAGAGAGAGAGAGAGAGAGAGAUCGAGCGAGCGCCCAUGUGACCUCUGAGACCGAGCAGGUGAAUGCACUGCUUUGCAGGAUACACCUGCCAGAAAAAAAACCUGAAAAAACCGCUACGGGAACCAGACGCGUGAGCCCUUCUUGGUCCUCUCAGCCCUCUAAAGUUAAGAGUCUAAACCCUCCUCUCCCACCCCAACACAUCUAGUGCACUGGCUACCCCAAUUCCGGCAACCCCGUUCCGAGAACUCGGGAAGAGACUGGAUCCGGGUGUCUGAGAGCAGUGUAACUGAUACAGGCGAGCCAAUCGUAGCAUACUACAACUCCCAAGAUGCCUUUUCCGCCCUCUCGGUUUCCGGUGCUGCGUAGUUUCCGGAGCGGAUCGCAACCUGGAGUCCGGAUCCGAUCCCGGUCUGCACAUUCCAAAGGCAGGUUUCAGAAAUGGCUGAAGAUGGCAGUGAUGAAACUAUGUUUAUUUGGUGUGAAGACUGUGGUCAGUACCAUGACUCAGAAUGUCCAGAGCUGGGUCCAGUGGUAAUGGUAAAAGACUCUUUUGUAUUGAGCAGGGCAAGGUCAUCUCUUCCUUCUAACUUAGAGAUCAAACAAUUAGGAGAUGGAACUGAAGGAGUAUUUGCAAUAACUCAGUUGGUCAAGCGAACACAAUUUGGUCCAUUUGAAUCCAGGAGGGUUGCCAAAUGGGAGAAGGAAUCUGCUUUCCCACUGAAGGUUUUCCAGAAGGAUGGACACUCAAUUUGUUUUGAUACAUCCAACGAGGAUGACUGCAACUGGAUGAUGAUGGUGAGGCCAGCAGUAGAAUAUGAACAUCAGAACUUGACUGCCUUUCAGCAUGACAAUGACAUUUACUUCACUACCUCCCGGGACAUUCCUCCAGGCACUGAGUUGCGAGUGUGGUAUGCAGCUUUUUAUGCCAAAAAAAUGGAGAAGCCAGUGCUGAAGCAGGUCUCCAAUAUUGUGCAUGAACAUGUAUUGAGUCAUCUGGAACAAAUCAAAGGCAUGCCUCCAGCCAGCCAUAAUGAAAUAGCUCCAGAUAAAGAAAUAGAGGUACUUCCUAAGGAUACACCUGUUGUUUCUGAAAGUGGCAGUGCCAACAGAGAACCAAAGAAAAAGCCCCGAAGAGGUAAUAAAAACAAAACUUCAAAAGGUGAACAACCUCUUGUCAUCAUUGAAGAGAAGGAACCAGCGGUGGAUCAAGUGGCAGAAAUUAUAACAGAAAUCCCACCUGAUGAAGACCUUAACUCAACUACAGAUGAGCGGAUUAUGGAGCUCGUUUUAGGAAAGCUGCCCAGUACUACAAAAGAUAUCAGUUCAGUUCCAAAGUUCACCCAUCAUCAGAAUACUAUCUCCCUCAAGAGGAGUUUAAUUCUUUCUAGCAGGCAUGGUAUACGAAGAAAGCUUAUCAAGCAGCUUGGGGAGCAUAAGCGGGUCUAUCAGUGCAAUAUUUGUAGUAAAAUUUUUCAGAACAGCAGCAACCUCAGUAGACAUAUCCGUUCUCAUGGUGACAAGCUAUUUAAAUGUGAAGAAUGUGCAAAAUUAUUUAGCCGAAAAGAAAGCCUAAAGCAGCAUGUUUCAUAUAAGCACAGCAGAAAUGAGAUUGAUAGUGAAUACAGAUAUAGGUGUGGAACUUGUGAGAAGUCCUUUCGAAUAGAGAGUGCACUGGAAUUUCACAAUUGUAGAACAGACGAGAAGACAUUCCAGUGUGAGAUGUGUUUCAGAUUCUUUUCUACCAAUAGUAACCUCUCCAAACAUAAGAAGAAGCAUGGUGAUAAGAAGUUUUCUUGUGAGGUAUGCAAUAAAAUGUUCUACCGGAAGGAUGUCAUGCUGGAUCACCAAAGGAGACACUUGGAAGGAGUCAGGCGUGUGAAGAGAGAAGAGUUUGAAACCAGCGGAGAGAGUGUGGUCCGAUAUAAGAAGGAACCCUCAGGAUGCCCUGUAUGCGGAAAGGUAUUUUCAUGUAGAAGUAAUAUGAAUAAACAUCUCUUGACCCAUGGAGAUAAGAAGUAUACUUGUGAGAUAUGUGGACGCAAAUUCUUCCGGGUAGAUGUGCUUAGGGAUCAUAUUCAUGUUCAUUUUAAGGACAUUGCAUUAAUGGAUGACCACCAGAGGGAAGAAUUCAUUGGUAAAAUUGGUAUUUCAUCAGAAGAAAAUGACAACUCUGAUGAAAGUGCAGACUCAGAGCCUCACAAGUAUAGCUGCAAACGGUGCCAGCUAACAUUUGGCAGAGGGAAAGAGUACCUCAAGCACAUCAUGGAGGUCCACAAGGAGAAAGGUUAUGGCUGUAGUAUCUGCAACAGACGAUUUGCCCUUAAAGCGACCUAUCACGCACAUAUGGUUAUUCACCGGGAAAACCUGCCUGACCCCAACGUACAGAAGUACAUUCAUCCAUGUGAAAUUUGUGGAAGGAUCUUUAAUAGCAUAGGAAACUUGGAACGACAUAAGCUCAUACACACAGGUGUAAAAAGUCAUGCUUGUGAGCAAUGUGGUAAAUCCUUUGCCAGAAAAGAUAUGCUUAAAGAACACAUGAGAGUACAUGAUAACAUCAGGGAAUACUUAUGUGCAGAAUGUGGAAAAGGCAUGAAAACCAAACAUGCUCUUCGUCACCAUAUGAAACUCCAUAAAGGUAUCAAGGAAUAUGAAUGCAAGGAGUGCCAUAGGAAAUUUGCUCAAAAGGUCAACAUGUUGAAGCACUACAAAAGACAUACAGGGAUCAAAGAUUUCAUGUGUGAAUUGUGUGGAAAGACUUUUAGUGAGAGAAACACAAUGGAGACCCAUAAACUUAUUCACACAGUGGGAAAACAGUGGACCUGCUCUGUGUGUAACAAAAAGUAUGUCACAGAGUACAUGCUUCAAAAACACAUUCAGCUAACUCAUGACAAAGUAGAAGCUCAGAAUUGUCAGUUAUGUGGAACAAAAGUUUCAACUAGGGCUUCAAUGAGUCGGCACAUGAGACGCAAACACCCAGAGGUCCUCUCAGUUAGGAUUGAUGAUUUGGAUCACCUGCCAGAAACAACCACCAUUGAUGCCUCUUCAAUUGGUAUAGUUCAGCCUGAACUUGCUCUGGACCAGGGAGAAUUACCAGAAGGGAAACAUAUAAAAGUUGCCAAAAGAAGUCACAAACGAAAGCAAAAACCUGAUGAAGAGGAAGAAGCACUGGUAUCUGAGGAUCCCACGUUCAGUGAAUACACAGAAAAAGAAGCUGAAUUCACAGGGAGUGUGGGAGAUGAAACAAAUUCUGCUGUACAAAGCAUUCAGCAGGUGGUGGUGACUCUGGGUGAUCCAAACGUCACAGCGCCAUCUAGUUCAGUCGGUUUGACCAACAUUACAGUUACCCCCAUCACCACUGCAGCUGGAACCCAGUUUACAAACCUUCAGCCAGUGGCUGUUGGCCAUCUUACUACCCCGGAACGCCAGUUACAACUUGACAACUCCAUUCUGACAGUGACAUUCGACACUGUCAGUGGCUCUGCCAUGUUGCACAACCGCCAAAAUGACAUUCAGCUUCAUUCUCAGCCAGAGGCCUCUAAUCCCCAGUCUGUUGCCCAUUUUAUCAAUCUAACCACCCUUGUCAAUUCCAUUACUCCCCUGGGGAACCAGCUAAGUGAACAGCAUCCUCUGACCUGGAGGGCAGUGCCUCAGACUGAUGUUCUACAGCCCCAGCAACAGCAAGUGCAGCCACAGACAGGACAGCCACAAGUUCAGAGUGAGCAACAACAGCAGAUGUACAGUUAUUAAGUUAUAUUACAAAAACUUUUAUGAGAACUGUAAGGAAUAAAAAACAUUUUGAAAACUUUGAGAUUUGUUGUUAUAUACCAAACAGAGUAAAAAAAAAUCCCAACUAUUUCAUUGGUCACUAUGUAAAUGAAACCCAGCCUGUGCAAAACUGUCUCCAGUCCCCCAUAUCCAUGUGUUCUAUCAGCCUAAUUCUAUCAGCCUAAACUUGAGAGGUGGCCAACUUUUAAUUAAGUUCAGAUCACAAUCCACUAAAUAAGGUAAAUAAGUCACAAAUAUUAAAUAUUCUUUUAACCUUUCUAUUUAAAAACAAAAAAACUUUAUUAAUUUUCUUGGGAUGGAGAAUGGGAAACUUUAAUGUCAAGAGAAGUAAGGUACUCAAAAUUAAAUGGCAUUUUUUUCUUUUUCAAAGUUGGUUUCUCAUAAAGCGCAUAUGAAAAAAAUGGUUAAAAAUGGAAAAGGGGAUUUAAAUGUGAUAGAAAUUUGUUUUGCAGUUAUAAAACAAAUAUUAGGCCAGUUUCCUUAAUUUUGGAAGCCAAUUAAGUAAACAAAAAGUACCACUGUCCUCUUUGAAUUUUCACCUAACUGAAUUUCUUGCAACCAUGUAUUAGAACCAAAUGUGAAAUAACAUAUUUAAUGACUUUUUCAAGCAAUAUUUUAAGUUGAAAGGCUGUCAUAGUAAACAAAUCUAUAAUGUGAAUUUUCUGAUUUACACAUCAAAAUAUCUUUAGUAACUUGCCAUUUUCAUUCUUUUUCCUUCUCUUUUUAUUCCUGAAAAGACACUGUACAUUCAGGAGCCUGCUGUGGUCAGUGUCAUCUUUCUUAACCUUAUAAAAUAAUUUGCACUGAAAAAUUAUCUGUAUCCCCAUUUACAUAGCUGUUCAGAUAUUUGGGGACAUUUCUGUGAUACAAAAAAGCAAAUCAAAAAUACUGUCAUUUCUAGUAUCCAUUUUGGAAAAACCUCAGGAUCCUUUAAUAUCUAAAAGUCUAUCCUAAGACUAAUGUCAGUAGCAGGGAAGAACUAAAAUAUUCAUAUAUUUUUCUUUUAUUUAUACUUCAAUUUCAAAUGUUAAAUUUUUUUAACAGUUUUAUAAAUAUAAAAUUGUUGACUAAUACAUUAUGAAAUUAAAAUAUAUUGGUGAAAUUCAAAGGCAUUAUAAUUUAGUGAAAGGCAAAAGAGGUUAUCCUUAGCAAUGAUUAAAGUUUAUAAUGGAAAUAUAAUUGGGGUCUUAAUCAGUGUACUUAUUUGUUCUUCCUUGCAAUCCCAUUUGUAUACACACACACACACACACACACAUAUAUAGACAUACACCUUAUAUAUCUCUCUGUGGGUAGAUGUGUAUAUAUGUAGAUAUGUGUAUACAUACACAUAAGCUACACACACAGACAUGAGAUAAUGCCCAAGGUUCAUUCAUUGUCCCACUUGGUAUCACAUCAACCUUUAUAGCAAGGAGCAAAAACUUAUGGAGUUUUGUUUGUUUGUUUUUUAGAGCAAGAGUAUUGAGUAGCCAAUCUCCCAAAAUAAGUGUUAUAAGGAAAACAAUUUUUUCCCAAAUUUAUCGCUUCUGAAAUUUCUAAACUCUGUUGGGAAGAAAAUUUAACUUACAUUGCCUGUAACUUAUUGUGUUUGAUGUAGAUGUUUAAGAGGUCUACCUUGAAGAAACAGUCUUUAGGUGAUUAGUGAAAAAUAAAGCUGUGUUAAUGUUGUUGUCAGUGAGGCUUACUGUAAGAAUGGCAGUUCCUUAGCAUUUAACUUUAAUCAAAAUUGUAGAUAUUUUCAGACAAAAUAUGAUUUGCUUUAUGGAGUGUACUGUUUUCAGAAAAUGGGAAUGGCUUUCCAACACAGAAUCAAAAAGCUGAAAGGGACCUUCUGAGAGGUUCCUUUCCUACACUAACCCCACUCUCCUCUGUUGAACUGCUCCAAAAUCUACAUCACUUAAAUUAGAUUUUAUAAUGGAAGUCUGUUAUAAUCACAGAUAUCAUGACAAUAGCCUAAAACUAUAUGGGAAGAUUCAUAUUUAAAACAGAACAAUUUUUAGUAUUGUAGUCCACUGGUUUCUAAACUCAGUCCUAUAAAGUCCAGGGUUCCAACAAAAAAAGAAACGGCAAUGGUAGACAAUUUAAUUUUUCAUACUGUGUUUUUUGAUGUAUGUAUGUAUGUAUGUGUAUAUGUGUGCAAACAAUAUUUAUAACAAAAACAUUCAGUACUGCAAGCACAGCAAUUUCAUGAAAUUAGGACUUUUGUGCAGUGUUUUAUUGUGUAUUCUUUAAAAAUACAACUGACAUAUUCCAAGCACAGGUAGUCUGGAAUUCCAGGCUAUCAGGAUUUUUUAAAGAGCUCCAGAGUUCUUGAGUAACUGAAAAUCACUGACAAUAAACUGUUCUUUAAAAUGACCUAGUAAGGAGAAAAAUAGGUUGGCUCAUAAUUGAAAUAACUCAAGGCAACAAAGCUUUUCAUCUUCCCCCAUGAAAUAAAGACUUUAAAAAUCA
Messenger RNA from Phascolarctos cinereus (koala), 6236 nucleotides. Lineage: Eukaryota; Metazoa; Chordata; Mammalia; Diprotodontia; Phascolarctidae. The record is from RefSeq and is a predicted model, not a curated record.